Procambarus clarkii (red swamp crayfish) is the source of this 2695-nucleotide messenger RNA. Its product is annotated as prostamide/prostaglandin F synthase. NCBI's taxonomy places the organism in Eukaryota, Metazoa, Arthropoda, Malacostraca, Decapoda, Cambaridae. The record is from RefSeq and is a predicted model, not a curated record.
ACUUUCUGCAGGGUGGCGGCUAAAGAGUUGUCUCUGUUGUCGCCACAACUUGCCCAGGCUAAUGUCAGACUUAUUGGCAUUGGGCUGGAGGAAAUUGGAGUAGAAGAGUUCAUAGCCGGCAAGUUCUUUGUAGGGGAAUUGUACAUUGACUCGGAUAAGAAAAGUUUUAAAGAUCUCAACUACAAGAAGCUUAGUGUUCUUGGCUUAAUCCCAGCACUUCUGGCAAGAGUGGCAAGAGAUGCAAUAAGAAAGGGAAAGGAAUGGGCAGUUGGAGGGAACAUGAAAGGCGAUGGGUUACAGAAUGGAGGGCUCAUUGUUGUGGGUCCAAAAGGAGAAAAGGUUCUCUACGAGUUCAAACAAGAUAACCCUGCUGACCAUGCUGAAAAUUCUGCAAUUGCCAAGGCCCUGGGAUUGGAAUUUAGUGAAUCCCCUGUGGAAGCCAGUAAAGCACAAGAUGGCACUAGUGUAACUGACCUGGAAUGUGAGGAGGUUUGUGCCAUGCCACCCAAAAAAUAAUUACUAUAAUGUAAGUGUCCUUGAAUGUUCCUAUGUAUCAUUGGCAUCUAUGUACUUUUAUGUUAAUAGCAUUCUGUUGGAUGUAACCUUAAAUAAGUGUACAGUAUGUUAUAUAUUUGUGGAAGAAUCGAUGUCGAUGGUGGGUUUUUGCCUUAACCCAUUAAUCUUUUGUACAUUUCAGAAGCUUAUUAUUUUUAUUGCCAAGAAAUAUAAUUUAAAUGACUAACCACUUUUAGAAACAAAAUACAAUACCUCACUCGUUGACAUUUAUGUACUGUAUAAAUAACAUUUCCCUACAUAUAUACAAAAUGCCUUCUAUAGCCAAUGUGUAAUUUGAAAAUUUUAAGUGUUGCAAAUAUAUACUUGGCCUUCACCCAAACGAAUGUUAAUAUUUGGCUUAGAUUAGAACAUUAUAUAUUUUCCAGAUUCAUUGCAUACUUCUAAGUCUUAAAAUAAUUGGCCUAUGCAUGUUGUGAUAUGACACAAGUUGUACUAGUCAUCUGUGCAUAGUUUGUCAAUGUUUGAGGAAUAAAUACAUGGGUGAAAGUAUCUGGAUUAAGCAGCAUUAUCCAUUAAUCUUUUGUGGCAUAUUUGAUGCUAUUAUUGAAGGCAUUCAUCAUUGUUAGCUGUGAUGUGUAAUGUUGUACAAAGGAAUACCUUCUCAAAUCUGGGCGUUCGUGAAUUGUCUUUCAUUAAUGUUUUGUCGUAGAUGGUCAGUGGCUAUUAACAGCUAGUUUUUUAAACUAUUAAUAUACUUGGAACGAGUAUAAAGAAAUGGUCACAAUUAAAUGCUCUAUGCCAACAGUACUUAAUUUGUUUUAAUACAUUAAUAAUUGUGUGUAGUAAUUAGAUAACUGAUUUUUCUAUGCUUUUUAUACCUGAAUGCUGUGGCAAGGUAAUAACUCAUUAAUUCUUAUUGCAGAUGUUAACUUUUAACCAGUGUUGGUCUUAAUGUACUCCAUUGUGCCAUAGUGUCGUUGCCUUAAGGGUAGCAUUAAUGUAGUCAUACAAAUUUUUUGUGCUAAGAAAAUGCCUUGUAUAAUUUGGACUCUUACUGCUUUUAACUUUAUUUGUAACACCUGCUCAUUGUGCCUGAAAGGUGCAGCUGGGUUGCAUAGCCUUUUUUCAUUUCUUCUUGAUGUUGAAUUUAAAUACUUGUUAAUUCUGGAUCAUUUUCAUGGAAAAAGCAAAUGGUUGAAUAUAGUUUAUUAACUUUAAAAAGUAAUCACAGUUGUGGAUAAAUUACAUUUACUACUUUUUCUAAAUUACAUUUAGACAUAUUUUCUAAAUUAGUCGGGGGAACCUAUUUACAGUCUUAGCAAAGGGGAAAUUCAUGAAAUUGGCACUUGGGGUGUGGUGCAGUAGUUGCCAUUUGUUGCAUGUUGGGGUAAUGCACUGAAUCUAUUUUUAUUUUUUAAAGAUUCAGAAAAUGUAGUGAAUUCUUUACAAUCCAAUUGUAAGAAUUAUGCAUACAUGCUUGUUUGUGUUUAUAUAUGGGUGUACUGCGUCUGUGAUAAUGCCAUAGAGAGGAAUGAUUGCAUUUGGCUGUUCUUAUCGAGCCAAGAUAAAGGCAUUCAAAAUUAUAAUGAACACAUGAUAGUUUCACACUGGGAGGGGGGGGGGGGAUUGCAAAAUAUAGGCAUCUUAAGUUGCAUUAUUAAUAUUGAGUCUUGAUGAAGCAUGUUAGUCAUGUGUAAUUUUGUCAUUUGUUCAGGUAAAUAUAGUUAUUGGCUGUUGAUACUUCAGUAGAUUUAUACAUAAAAUGUUCUUUGGCUGGAUUUCAAGGAAUAGUCCAUUCCUUGAAAUUCAGCAAUUAUUCGACAACAGGUUUAACAAAACCUGUUCACAAUAAACUCGCAAUCCUUCCAUUCAAAUGUGCUAGGCUUAUGUUUUGUUAGAAAAUCCGAGAUUUAAGUGUUUUGGUAUGUGUGUGAUAGUCUGCCAAUUACAUGAAAUAACAGGUGAUGUUUUUAUUAAUUUUCCUGUAAAGUACUUCUUCAGUGGUGAUAUUUACUUGCCCUUAAAUAGCUUAUGUUUAUGAAAUCUUGUUAUAAAAUGUUUCAACAGGUUACAAGAUGGAGGUUUUUUUUAUAAGCUUUUGUGUGGCAAGUAAAUGUAUCUUGACUAUUACUGGUUGUAAUUACUAAUUACUGGAAGAAUAAAUGUGGUUGUAUUAAAA